Eruca vesicaria subsp. sativa (arugula) is the source of this 786-nucleotide messenger RNA. The record is from the annotation of a GenBank genome assembly. NCBI's taxonomy places the organism in Eukaryota, Viridiplantae, Streptophyta, Magnoliopsida, Brassicales, Brassicaceae.
AUCAAGAAAAUGAGAUUCUCAAAGAAUAAAAACAUAUUCUGAAAGCAUCAAAAGCCUUUCUCCCUUCUUUUUAGGGGACACACCAAAUCCAAAAUUUAAAUAUUCACCAUCCUAAACCCCUCACUCUCCCGAUGAAGCGUAUUGUCAGAAUUUCAUUCACCGACGCAAACGCCACCGAUUCUUCUAGUAGCGAAGAAGACGCGGAGGCUCGUCCCCGUGGGAAACGCCACGUCAAGGAGAUCGUAAUCAACCCUCCAGACUCCGAUAACAAAGCCUGCAAGACGCGGUUCAAGAUCAAGACUCCACCGGAGUUUCUCAAAGAAACGACGGAGAAGAAGACAAAGAAGUUUCGUGGAGUGAGGCAGAGACGGUGGGGGAAAUGGGCGGCUGAGAUCAGGUGCGGACGAGGUCAGAAGGGACGACGUGAACGUGUUUGGCUGGGGACUUUCGACACAGCCGAAGAAGCUGCUCUCGCUUAUGAUAACGCCGCGAUUCAGCUGAUUGGUCCUCACGCGCCGACCAAUUUCAGUUUUCCGGCGGAGAAUCAAGAAGUCAAGAACGUGGACGGAGCUUCUGCUGACGUUGCUCGUGGCGCGUGAAGCGCGUUGGUUUAUUUAGCUGAUCGUGUUAAUCUAUGUUGUAGUGUAAAUUAAUCUUGUACUUGUUAAAAAUCUCCUGAUGAUGUUUCUGAUGUCAUCAUGUCCUUUGUCUGAAUCUUUUUGUUGUCGUCACUGUAUAUAUUUGUCCCAUCUAUUUGAAUUCGGGUUUGGUCUUGUUAACCAAAAC